CCUGCUCCUCCCGCUCUAUAAAUAUAAUACUAGCAGCUUCUGCUCUGCUCCUAGCUACUCCUAGUGGUGGUGGCACCGUAGCACCACCUCAGCUUGAAGGGCGCAAGCAGAGCAGAGCUCACUCCGUCCGUCACUGACCGCACCGCUGCGAUGAAGAAGGUGCGGGCGAGGCCGCGGCGGAUCCCGGCGUUCGGGGAGUGGAACUACUACGACGACGGCGGGUACGGAUACGGCGACGGCGCCGGCGACUGGCCGGUCACCCAGACCCAGUACUUGGACUCCGCCAUGCAGGCCGGCAUCUUUGUCACACUGCCGGCUUCACCGAAGCCACUCAAAAAGGUGGUGAAGUGGAGCGACAGCGGCACGCUGGAGGUGGACGGGGAGCAGAGGCAGGAGGUGGUGGUGGGGCUGCGCGAAGAGCACGGGACGAAGAAGAAGGAGGGGAGGGGGAAGCCCAUAGAAAUUUACCUCAAGGUCCCUCACGCCGCCGACGCCCACCUGAGCACGACCGCAGGCUACAACAAAACUUCUCGCAGGGUGCGGGCGGUCAAGGCCGUGGACGAGGACCUCUACGUGAUCCCGCCCGACAUGCUCUGCCACAAUAACCCACGCAAGAGGCUGACGAAAAGGCUGUGGAUCGGGUGCCUGGGCUGCGUCUCCGCCUAGGGAUCACAAACCAUCUGGCCUUGGCGUGCGUGCGUGCGUCUUGUAAAGAGAGAGAGAGAGAUGAAGAGGAGCGGAAACCCAUGGGGAGGCCAUGAUGCUGUCACGCCAUGUCAAAUAUCCUUUCUCUCUCGACUGUAGUCAUAGUAUUAUGCGUUUUAUUAGGAUGGAUGGACGGACGAUGGACGGAGGGAUGGAGACGGCGACGUGAUGCGCGGCAGCGUCAUUUCCCCGUGCCAAACGCCCACUCGAGUGCUGCUUUUCUCCUUCCACCGUUGCGUCUUUCCCGAUGAGCUUGCCGCUACUCGAUGUGUCCAUGUAGUUGAAGACGACGACGACUACUACUACUCCUGCUUGUGGGCCUGUCGAGCUCGAGCAUGCAUGAAAAGGAAGGAAGAAAGCCGGAGCCAUGGCGGGGGCGUCUUGUUCUGUACGACUCCAUCCGGAUCCCUUUCAAGUUAAUCCGUUGUUACUCUUUCCAUGUCUUGUGUUAGCUUACGACCUAGGGUGUGAUUGCGCGCUGAUUCUUUCCGGGCCUCGCUGAUUGAUCACACGAUCGCCUCUUUCAUUUAUGCAAACGCGUGUAGGGUUGUAGCCGGACGGCAUCAGCCUGUCCACGAGCGUUCGCAAAGUCAAGUCAAAAGCAUACACUAAUCCUCAUUACUCUAA
Molecule: messenger RNA, 1332 nt
Organism: Triticum aestivum (bread wheat)
Lineage: Eukaryota; Viridiplantae; Streptophyta; Magnoliopsida; Poales; Poaceae
Exons: 4
Coding region: 151-666 (171 amino acids)
Source: RefSeq, a predicted model, not a curated record